AUGCUACCCUCAACAUCUUCUGAUAUUCCACAAAAAAUUGAUGAGCAAAAUUUUUCGGAUUAUGAAGAUGCAGUGGACAGCGAAGAAGAAUUGAAUAAAUUAUGCACAUCUCUGAAGAGUCAUUUGGUUCAUAAAACGUGAGAUUUUGAGGUGGAAUUCAAAUUUUUCGUAGAAAGAUUACCUUGAAAACUUGAAAAUUUUCAAAAAUGUAUAUUUAUCUCUUCUAGGCGCCUCAAGAAUGAGCGGAAAAUCUCAAAACAACCACGAGCUCCUCCUCAAGUUGUCAAAUAUCGAUCUUCGAGUAGCGAUCAUUCAAGCAUUGAAAAACUUCGUGAGUUUUCCUGGAUUUUCAUAAGCUUCAGAUCAAUUGUUUUGAUUUUUAGAACCCGGAGAAAUGAGAUCGCGAAGAAAUACAGCAGCAAUGAGAAAAAGGAAUAAUGGUGGUGGAAGUGAUAGCGAUCAUAGUGAUUGGCGACUUUUGAAUCAUGCUGUGAGUUUUGGAGUUGGGACCUAAGAAGUUCGGACUUGAGUUUGAACAAAAAAUAAUUUUAACCGAAAAUUGUUUAUCUCUUGAACAGGGUUUUUCCAUUCUGAAGUUCCUAAUGCAAUAUGUGGGUUACUGUAGAAAAUUAUUUCAUUUAUUAUCAAUUUUUCGCAAGCCUGGGUAGUUUAUGAGUCAAAAAUUAAUCUUCCUAAUCAGAGAUACUGUAGAAACGUGCAAAAUUGUUCAAUUCAUGUACUUCUACGGUUACUGUAGAUUUUUUUAAAUCCUUUUUGGUCAUGUUGAAAUUCUUGCCAAUAUUUUUAAAAGAAUUACUGUAUUUUUCAUUUAUAAAGAAGUUAUUUUCAAAAUCUAGGGAAAGGUAGAAUUCUUAUUUCUGGGUCUACAGUAAUCAUAUAAUUGGGUGAAGGAAGGAUUACUGUAGUUUAUUAAUCUACGUGGAUCUUGCCAAAAAGAUGGGUACUGUAGAUUUCUGACCCUUUUUCAAGAAUAUUCAACCAAAAAAAUUACGGUAGUUUUAUAUUCUAAUAUUUACUCUAGGUUAUUGUAGAAUUUGCUAAUUAUCUCUAAAAAUUCCACAAAAAAUGCCGAAUUUCCUAAUUUCAGUUCCAAGAAAUGGCUCAUUAUCCUCUGCUUGUUCAAUUAAAUGAACAAUUAAUGGAAAUAACUCGCCAAUUGAAUGAAAUCGAAGCAACAAAUGGUUUACAACUCAAAGUUAUAAUGCAUCUUCUUCAUCGUUUAUCAAAACCUAGACAAUCUUGGCUAUCAAUUAUUUUUCGAUUUUUCAAAAAUUUCCAAUUUUUAAUCUUCGCCUUUACUUGGCCAUUUGUAGCAAGAGUUUUAUAUUUUUGGUAUCUCAAGAUAACUUAUCGUAACUAA
This is a messenger RNA of Caenorhabditis angaria, 1381 nucleotides long. Lineage: Eukaryota; Metazoa; Nematoda; Chromadorea; Rhabditida; Rhabditidae. The record is from the annotation of a GenBank genome assembly.